This is a messenger RNA of Prunus armeniaca (apricot), 1392 nucleotides long. NCBI's taxonomy places the organism in Eukaryota, Viridiplantae, Streptophyta, Magnoliopsida, Rosales, Rosaceae. The record is from the annotation of a GenBank genome assembly.
AUGGCGGGGGGACUGAGGCCUGCGACGAUGGAUAGUGGAGAUUGGACGUGGAGGAUGUCGAAGUGGCCUACGGAGGUGGUGGAGUCGGAUGUAGGGGAUCAGAGCUUGAGGUUGUCGAGGGCCGAGCUCAAGGCGUUCAUGCUCUCCUCGUUGCCAUCAACGACCACGAUCACGAAUCCAAGUUUUGGAGCUAAGCCUAAUGGUACAACGGAUUCCACCCAAGCUUUUGUGGAUGCAUGGUCUGCAGCUUGUGCCUCCAACGAUUCCACUACCAUAAGUGUACCAAAAGGGAGGUAUUUGCUUCCCUCUGCUAUCAAGUUUAGCGGUGACAAAUGCAAAACCCUAGAUAUUACUUUCCAGAUCGACGGAACGUUGAUUGCUUCAUCUGAUUACCGUAUUCUGGGCCAAGCUAACAACUGGCUCAGCUUCGAACGAGUUACCGGUGUUUCCAUCAUUGGAGGCACACUUGAUGCCAAAGGUACCGCCUUGUGGGCUUGCAAGUUAGCUGCAAGCACUGGUUGUCCCAACGGAGCCACGAGUCUGAGAUUUACGAACUCCAAAAACAUUAGCAUCAAUGGACUAACGUCAUUGAACAGCCAAAUGUUCCACAUUGUGGUAAACGGUUGCCAAGAUGUUUACAUUCGAGGAGUCAAAGUCAAUGCGGCUGGCAAUAGCCCAAACACUGAUGGAAUCCAUGUCCAGUUGUCAAGAAAUGUUGCAAUUUUCAACACAUCCAUAAAAACUGGUGAUGAUUGCGUCUCUAUUGGCCCUGGCAUGAAGGACUUGUGGGUCGAACAAAUAUCAUGUGGACCUGGCCAUGGCAUUAGCAUAGGAAGUUUGGCCAAAGACUUGGAAGAGGAAGGAGUUCAAAAUGUGACGGUUAGAAACGCAAUCUUCAAGGGUACUCAAAAUGGGCUGAGGAUCAAGUCUUGGCCUAGACCUAGCAGCGGCUUUGUCCAAGGUGUUCAAUUUAUUGACGCUGUAAUGCUUAAUGUCCAAAAUCCUAUUGUAAUUGAUCAAAAUUACUGCCCACGCAAUAUCAACUGCCCUGCUCAGGUUGGGACUAGUGAGGAAUUUGACGAUGCCACCACCGGUUGGUUGGGUCGUCUCCUGCCUGUUUGUCCAUUAGCUUUGGACUCUAGCAUUGUAUCUUUGGCAUUUAGCCCUGGUAUUGCAUCAGGUGUGAAAAUCAGUGACGUAUUGUACCGAAACAUUCAAGGAACAUCAGGAAGAGCAGUAGCAAUAAAAUUGGAUUGCAGCGCAACAAAUCCGUGCAGUGGGAUACGACUCGAAAACGUGAGUUUGACCUACCGGAAUCAAGUGGUUCAAUCACAUUGUACCAAUGUAAAUGGAAAUACUUCUGGCAUUGUUCAACCAAAUAGUUGUCUGUAA